Messenger RNA from Bacillus rossius redtenbacheri, 10596 nucleotides. RefSeq lists its product as uncharacterized. The record is from RefSeq and is a predicted model, not a curated record. Bases 285 to 3689 code for a protein of 1134 amino acids. NCBI's taxonomy places the organism in Eukaryota, Metazoa, Arthropoda, Insecta, Phasmatodea, Bacillidae. The transcript is spliced from 11 exons. Gene Ontology annotation, biological process: signal transduction.
CGUAUGACGCGUGGGGCCACGCGACCUGUUCGGGGUGUCUCGCACCGUUGGGACUCCAACUGCCCUGGUUAUCAACACGCUUGGUGGGCGGGGGCAGAGGCAGCAGGAAGCAGGGCUGCUAUCGCCGCGAGGAAGCUACGCCAUGUCCGGGAAGUAGGCAGCAUUGCGGGCUAUCGCAGGGCAAACCCCCUCCCAGGCUGCCCACGCCCUCGGACGCUCUUCUUAUCAGCUUAUCUUCCCUCGCGGCGUUCGCGAAUAAGUCGGCAGUUAUUUUCUGACGCAGGAUGCGUCUCCCCGUCGUCGGGUUGCGGGGCUUCGACGCAGCCACGUUCACUCGCGCGGGGGGACUUGACAAUGUAAGCUCUGGGACGCUGCGUACUUUGCCCUCUGAUCUGAACACGCCUAGAAUCGACAGCUAUAGAUUUUCCAUGGCCAAUUUAGAAGAUUCCCAAGAUGUCGACCUGGACGCAAUUCUCGGAGAACUGUGCGCCCUGGAGUCCCAGUACGACCAGGCCAUUGGCAGCGGCAGGAACGCCUCGAACAGCAACAAGCGAACAUCGGCACCAGCGGUGCAUUCGGGCCUGGACGGCGCGCGCGGCCAGCAGCUGCAGGGUCCCGGGGCAGUGCCGCCACAGCACCACCGCCGCACCCACUCACGGUCCAGCUCCGAGGGCAACCGCUUCAAGCUGGAGCCCGGGGACGGCGACCCGCUGGCCAAGAGCGAAGGGGUGAUGAGAACAGAAAGCCCCGACAACGACUCGGCCUUCUCCGACAAUGUGUCCAUGCUGUCCAGCGAGAGCUCAGCCUCUAGCGGCGGCAGCGGUGGACGGACGGAUGGCUCCAAGUCCAGUGGCCUUAGCCUUGCUCCUUCGCCGACACAGAUGGACCAGGCGAGCCGAAUCAAGGCGGAGAAGAUCCGCAUAGCCCUGGAGAAGAUGAAGGAGGCGAGCGUGAAGAAGCUGUUCAUCAAGGCCUUCUCGGUGGACGGCAGCACCAAGAGCCUGAUGGUGGACGAGAAGAUGACGUGCGCCUACGUCACCAGGCUGCUCGCUGACAAGAACCACGUCCACAUGGAUCCCAAGUGGGCCGUCAUCGAGCACCUGCCCGACCUCUACAUGGAGCGGGUGUACGAGGACCAUGAGCUGCUGGUGGAGAACCUGAUGAUGUGGACCAGAGACUCCAAGAACAAGCUGCUGUUCGUGGAGCGUGCCGACAAGAUCCAGCUGUUCACCCACCCGGAGAACUUCCUCCUGAGCACCUCUGAGCAGGGCUGCGACUUCGACGACCACGCCAGGGCCCUGCUGCUCGAGGAAUUCUUCUCGGGCUCUGGUGUUGGUGUUCCCGAAGUGGAAGGGCCCUUGUAUCUGAAAGCAGACUCUAAGAAGGGCUGGAAGAAACACCACUUCGUGCUCAGGGCAUCUGGACUGUAUUAUUGGCCCAAAGAGAAGGUCAAGUCUUCCCGAGACCUUGUUUGCUUGGCGACAUUCGACGUAAAUCAGGUGUAUUGUGGUUUGGGCUGGAAGAAGAAAUACAAAGCCCCUACAGAUUUCUGCUUUGCUAUCAAGCACCCGCGGCUUCAGCAACCCAAGUCCACCAAGUACAUCAAGUUCUUGUGCGCUGAAGAUGAGAGCACGCUGCAGAGGUGGAUUGUUGGCAUUAGAAUAGCCAAGCACGGGCGCCAGCUGAUGGACAGCUACCGCGGCCUGGUGGACGACCUGGCCCAGGAGGACCUGGACCUGCUGGCCCACGCCCGCAGCUGCUCCGUCAGCUCCAUCGCUGCGGCGGCCUCCACUCCGGGCCGGCCGGCCGCCACCCCGGGCUCCGACGAGGGCGACCGCCAGGCCUCCACCCCCACCGGCGCCGACGGCCUGCCAGGUCCUACGAACCGUUUGCGGCGUCAGGAUUCAUCGCGAAGCCGUGCAUCCAGCUCAAGCUCCAGUGGCUGCCUGAGUGAUGGAGCGCCUUCUUCCUGUGAAGUGGGCUUCGAGUGUGAGUUCCCUAUGGGUACGAUCAAGCGCAAGCCGUCAAUGAACCCGAAACUUCCUCUCACGUCUAUCACUCGACAGUUAAAAGAAGUUGGUGAGACUGUGGUGGACGGGGAGAUGGCAGAUCGCUGCCACAGCCCGGGUUCCAGCUCCAGCGGGGGCGGCACUCUGACGCGAAAUGGACUGACGCGACAAAGUAGGCGGCGGUCGUGUGCAACCGAAGAUUCGGGUAGCAACUCCGGAACCCUGAAGAGGCAUCACAGCCACCAUUGCAACUCUCUUGAUUCCAACCGCCCUCCUUCCGCAUCAUCCUCGAAUGCAUCUACGCCCAUUAGAGAGAGAACAGAAGAAAUUGUGUCACCGACCAAGUCUUUCUCAAAAGCUGAAGUGGUGGAAAGCACAGCCGAGGAAGAAGUUGUAAUAGUUCCAUUAGAGUUACAAGAGGAUAGUGUGUGUGAUCCGGAGACCAUGUCCUUGCCUCCUCCUCCGUCAGAAAUGUUUGAAAGCACUCUGAGUUUGGACUCGCUCCCCCCACCGCCUCUGCCGUCAGAGUUACCGGUGUACACUGAUAUCUGUGGGAGUUCCUUGUCAUUAGUGUCCCUGCCCCCACCACCUAGUCCUUGUAUAGACACCAAUACAAUUCGGAGGCAACAGCAGCAGACAACAACUCCCCAUUCCUCAGCAUCCACCACUCCCACCAACACCUUGUCGCCCUUAACAACCCCGACUAGAACACGGGCCUGUUUUUCUCCACCUCCUUAUCAUGACCCUCCUGCCUCGCCCCGGGUGCCUCCGAAACCUCUUCCUGUCCACAAACAAAAUUCCCUCUCACGGCAACAGAGCUUCGAAAAUGGCACCGGGAGUGUUUCCGGCUCCUCUUCGCACUACGCUGUUCCUCCGUACUUGGCCGAGCUGAAAGCUGGCUCGCCCAUGUUGGUGAGGAAAACAUCAUCUUCGAGUGAUGCAUCCAUGGGAUCAAGCACAAAGAGUCCCAUCAGCCCAGCAACUCCUUCCUCGCCUCCACGUUUGUCCAGCGCACCAAAGAGCCCCAUUCUUCUGACGAAACAGCGGUCAAGGACAGCCCCAAAGAAAAUCUCAUUCAAUUUCACUCCCGAAGAAAUAGGCUCCCCACUCCCCCCUGCAUCACCCACGUAUGCAAGCCGGUCCCUAAAUAAGAAACCUUUACCGCCAAAGAGGAGCGAGAGUACGAGACUCAGCGCAGCAGGAAUGAGCCCGAAAAGACUUUCGGACGCAGACUCCACCUUAACUCCACCACCCAAAGACUUUUUGAAAGACUUGCAGCGAGUGAUGCGGAAGAAGUGGCAAGUGGCCCAGAAGUGCAAGCUAGACACGUCCACGACCCCACACGAAGUUUUGGGCUUCCGGGAUCCCCCGCCGCCAAUUGCAGACUACCGGGAGACCAACGUCAGCAACUGGGUGCAGGAACACUACGGACACCGUGAUAACUUGUACGAAAACGUGUACUUAGUUGGUGGGAACAGGACUUCGGAUCCACAGAACCCGACUGUGCCAGAAGUAACGUACGCUUCCAGGCCUGUGUCCAGGAGUCAGGGUAACGGAGUGGAUUAUUAUAGUAAUAGGCAAGCUCCCAGUGUUGCUGCGGCACUGGCGUCGAAGAAGAGGCCACCGCCUCCUCCACCCAAGAGAAGCGAGACGACGCAGCUGUCCACAAGACUGCACUGAUGGUAGGCUGGCCGGCCGGAGAUGCUGACUGCUGGUUUAUCUGUCGUAACGCCAGUCUCCCAGCAUUUUGUAUUGUACCUUAUUUCUAUUUUGUUGCGACAUCUAAUGGUAGCUUCUACUGUGCCGACGAAUGUGUGUCGCAUAAGAAAUUUAAAUGUGCCAAUGUUGAUGGAUUUUUCUUGCCGCUGUAGCAGAAAGAUUUUUUUGCAAUCAGUUGGGUGGGGGAAAAAAUUGAUGUUUGUUUACCAAAGUUUAAAUGAGAGGCGUCUGCUGAUAUUGUUGUUAGGUUAGAAUGUAGAUCUCUUAUGCUGUAUUUCUUACUGUCACUUCAUAAAUAGAUCCCCUCUCCCUUCGCCUUUAAAGUUGUCAUUUCAAUACAGUAUUUAUUUAGUUUAACGACUGUUUCAAUUUGAUAAUGAUCAUCUGUCAAGUCUACAGUCACAGAACAAUGCAGUUUGAUCAUUCAUUGUUGGAUUUUUCAUUAAGGCAUUAUGACGCUGAACAAACGUGCAUGAAAAUAAACAAAACGGUUGCUUCUUCAAAUAAAUUGACUACUUGAGAGAACCAAACGCAGGUAGCAGGGGCCGACAGUAUUUUGCUACAAUUUUUCAGUGACAUGUCCUUUCUAUUACUUCUUCAGAAUAUUAAAACUUUUCAAUUGGAAGUUAAUCAAAUGGAGUACCUAGUACUUUCUUUUGCCUCACGUCAGGACUUUGCAAUUGGGCUUUAGAAUCCUUGUUUGAUUUUGAACAAGGCACCUCAAUUAAAAUUAAUAAUGAUAUGCUUAAAACUUGACACCGAAUUGAGAGUUUUGUACUGUCAUAUACAAGAAAAUAAUAACCACAAGCAAGUGCCCCUUUUUUGACACCUAAUGGAAGAAUGUGGUCAUUAUUCAUUUUGUUUUCCACAGUCCAUAGAAAGAUCGUUAAACUGGAAGAUUACUGUAUUUUUAUUUAUAACUACAUGGCUUACAUUCAGUGUUACUUGAUCUGACAUUUCAUUGUAGUAUGUCGAGAACCAUUGUCUGUUGCUUCUUUGCUGUUUGUUGUAAUAAAUGUUUCUUGGCCAUAAUAGAGACAGCAUCAGUGUAGCUGUACGUAACGCACAUUCGAUGAUGAAAAUGUAUUUUUUUUUACAUUAUUGGUUUAUAUUUAUAAUGCAAGAAAGAAAACAGUAAGUUGGACAAAGUAGCUCAACAUGGAAAAUUUGUCUGGGACAUAUAAAGGAUUUUUUUUAUACUAAAUUUAUAUACUUCUCUUCAUAAAUUAAUUCUUUAAAACCCUCGUUUAUGAAAUUUCAAAAGUGUUUUAUAAAAAAUGUGCAAAAUUUAGAACAUAUGUAGUAACAAAUUUUUUCAGGGAAACCUCUGUAUAAUAAAAUUUUAUAACUAUUGUACAUUUGUUUUAGCGCUUACGUACAUGGUAAAAUCAAACAUAAAGUGUUGCGUAUUGUAGUGACAAUUUUUUUUUAAAAUUACAAUAUUAUCUAAGUCUUGCAAUAAAUAGUUGGAAAAACAACCUUUGUUAAUGAAAUACAAAACAGAUUUAACUAAUUAGUGAAUAUAUCAAUUACAUACCUAACAUUGCUAACAAUGGUAGAACAUUGAUGUAUUUCAUACAGUAGGCAAAUGCUUUAAACACUUUUUCAAUUAUUUGUUUUUUUCUCUAAAAUAUAUUAAAUAAGUAAUUUAAUUAUUUCGUUUAAUUUUUUAAAUGCAGACUUUAUAAAAGAUAAUAAAAUUUAAAUGGGGUAUUACUUUUGUUGCAGAGGAAAGUUAGGUGAAGGAAAAUAAAAAUAAGUUUUUAUACUGAGAGGUGGAACUGAAAAUGCCUUGUGUAAUAUUAAACUUUUACUAAGCUACCCCAGUUUUUUAUUCAUUGUAGACAGAAGAGUUUAGGAUGUUUUUUUUAUGUGUGGAAAUUUUACUGUAAAUUAAAAUUAAUAGAUGAGACUCGAGCAAAAUGGUGCUGAAUAAAGUGAAAUGUAAAAUAAGUCUGUAGAGGGAGAGGGAGUUAAAAUUGGAGGGAAGGUUUCAAAACUAGACUUUGUUAUUUUAUGCAUUAAAAUUACUACAUAAUAACAAAAGAAAAUUUGUAUAACUUAUUUGUUACAGUUUGGUGUAAUGAAGGCAUUACCAGAAUAUACCUUGCACCAUUUACAUGUGUACAAGAUGAUGUGUCACUAAAUGUGACAGUAAGUUAAAAUAGUCCAUUAUAGCUACAUAUACAGUUGUAUAUUUGGUUUUUACAUGUUGGUAUGAAAUUUUAUGGUGCAUUUGUAACUUGAUCUCUGCUAUGAGUUGUUGAAAAAACUUUUCAGAUUAUAAAUGUGUGUGUUGAAUGUUUAUGUGUGUAUGUAAGAGUGGUCAUAUUUUGCAUAAAGUUUAUGAAUCAUGUACAUAUUGUAGAUUUUUAAAUUUCUACCAUUGAUUAUUCCAUGAUCAUUUCUACUGUGUUUUUAUAAUGUGCAAUGAAAAAUGAGGAAAUUUAAUUAGCAACAUUUUUAGUGAGUUGGAUAAGUUCUUUAGUAUUUUGCUGUGUAUGCAGAUUUCAAUGCAUAUAUUUGUAUGAUUACAUAAUAUAAACCGAUAGGUUUUAUACCAAAUAGCAACCACUAAAACAGAUUUAUUAUUAUUAAUGAGAUUCAAAAUGAAUUUGAAGACAAAAUGUGUAAUUAAACAUGAUGCUGAGUAAUUGACAUUAAUUCAUUGAUUAUUUCAGUUAUUUUAACUGUAUAAGUUUGUAGUCUGGUUCUGUUAGUAGAUUCAUUAAUAAUUUUGAAGUACUUUUCCAUCUUGUUACUUACAGUAUCUGAUAUUUCUGUCCAUAAAUUUCUAUGUAUAAAGUGCUUUACUUCUAACAAAUUUUUUAAAACAUUGUACAUAAGUUACUGAAUAAUUUUCAUACAAUAUUUUUAGGCAGUAUAUUUUUAUUGUAUAUAAAGUUUAAAUCCUUAACCUAAUUUACCUUAUGAAAUUUGACAGUCUUGAUCAAAAAAUAAAUAUUGCUGUUGGUUUGCUUACUUCACAAAAUAUACACAAUGUAAAAACUAUUUUUGUUUUUAUUCAAUAAUGCCCUUUCUAAUUUCAUAAUGUUUCUGCAUUAAAACCAGUUCUUAGGGUGGUAUUCCAAGAUCGUUGGGUAACUAACUACCUUGUUGGGAUAAAACCGUAACUUAACUCACUGGUCAUAUUUCAGAACGUGUCCAAACCGAAUCCCAAUAGGAAACAGAAUAGCAACCAUUUUAAUAAACUGUACCUUGCGCGACUUUUCACAACUAUUGAUACAGUUGUUACAGCAAAAUUACUAGAGAUAGUAGCAGUAUCGCACAAAAAUAGAAUUUUCUCAAUUACAUUAUAAGUUCCAAUUAUAUCUUAUAACUGUUAAAGUUUACAAUGUAUUCCAGGAUAGUUGUGCCAUCAUAAAUUCAUUUGGCACGCCAACACGCUUGGUACAAAAGUGGCUAUACUAUAUAAUGGCGCCAGACACUGAGCUUUCACUUGGACAUUAUCAACGGAAAAGUGAGCUCUGCGAAUGUGCGGGUAGUUUGAGCAACAGAUAGGUAGCAGAUAGGACACCAAAAUAAUCUUAAAGGUUUGGAAGCGUUUUUGUGCACUAGGAAUAUGUUUUAGGGUACAGGUGUAGCAUAUUCAACGCCUAAACCAUUUAUUUUUAUGUCUUGGAAUACCGGGCUUAAGUUUCAAAAGUACAUGGAAUACUACGUGAUAAGAAAGCUAAAUUGAUUGUAGUACAGUGAAAGGUCUUUAAUCCGACAUUCUAUAGUUCGGCUCAUUCUGCAAUCUAGCACGAACCAAGUUGCUCAAGCUCAAAUCUUUUUUUGUGGAUUCUGACUGUUGACCUUGGUCACAUUACUGUGCUGCCUGUGUUAUAGUUCAGAGUUAAUAGUUACUGUAAGUUUUCAUUUCAGUACAGUGUUUCCUGUUUUUGAUGUGUUAUAUUUUACAUUUCAGUUUUUUACAUAUGGUAUCCUCAUUUAAACUAGCAUAUUGACAUUAGAAAAUCUGAUAUAAUUGCUAGUCUGGUAUGGUCGUGGUCUUGAACAUGCUGGAUUUAAUAUGUACCUUCUACAGUACACUUCACGAAAGUAUUUAUACAAUUUCCUAGUUAAGUAAGUAGAACUAUGUAAGUAUCACUUAUUUAUGAACUGAAAAAUGCUGUUAUUUUACACCAAUCAACAGAUACAUAAACUAUAGUAAUGGAAAAUCUCUGUUGAAUUUGUUAAUGGGCAAAAAUCGACCAAAGGGGUAGAAAUGGGGACGGUUGGUUUGAAAAACAUUAAAAUGUCUACAACUUAAUAUGACAAACAUCACAUUCAUAUGAAGUUAUAAUAUUUUGGUAGAUUAAUACCAAACACUUUGUCUGAAAUAAUUUUUAUGCGACCAACCAACUGCAAGGGUUGGAAAGAAUAGCGGUUGAAGGGGGGAAAAUCCACAAAACUUUUAUUUGGCACACAAUCAAAUAUGUUAAAACUGUUUGUAAACCUUAUACAAACCAUUGCUGCAAAGGGUGGAAAAAAACAGGUUAAAAUACUCUUUAUUGGAUAUACUAUAAAAUGUGUUACAAUUAAAAGUAAAUCAUCUAAAUAUUAUCUAAAACGUUUGUCUGAAUAAAAUUUUUUGAAAAGACAAACUAUUAGUCCAAGGAUUAGAAAAAUGGUUUAAAGUACACAAAAAUAAAAUAAACUUCCUUAAUACGUACAAUAACAGAUUCGUUAACACAUUAUAAUCCUAAACAUCUUAAACCUUAGCCGAAAACAAAUUUUUGUAUGAACACUUAUAGUAGGGGAACUAAUGAGGCUAGAGGCUAAGUGGGGAUUUGCUCGAGCAUCGUGGGGACCUCUUGGAUUUUGAAGAUUAGAUGAUAGGAAGAAUAAAAGGUUAUAUAAUCUUUUCUCUUUCUGCUGUGGGGGAAGCCUCUACAGGUUUUCAAAAAUGUAUAAAUAAACCAUCACAUAGAAAUACUUGAGCGUGUCAGAUAUUGAUAGUUUAGGUGCCUCAACAUAUCUCUGAUAUCAAAAAUAUACUAAUCUGCCGGCUUACGUGGUGGGGGUGACCAUCCAGAAGGGUAGAAAAUUUAAAAAAAUAUAUUUUCGAGUGCAUAAGAUAUUCAGAGGGGAUGUUAAGUGAACCCUAAAAAUGCUCCCAAUCAAAAGACUGACGAUUUGGAAGUGAUGCAAGCUUGUUGCGAAUUUUUGAAAAUGCAAAAAAAAAAAAAAUCACAUUAUUCAAAUACUCGAAUGUGUCAGAAUUUUAUACAGAUGGUUCAGCUUGAUGUCCCAGUCGUUCUAGUCUAAAAUCUGACAGGUAGAAAAGUUUUUUUCUAUGAAUGUUUUUUUUUUUAUAAUCAUGAAAUAUGACAAAUAAAAGCACAUAUAAUUAAGUAGAUAUUUAGAAAUAUAAUUUAUUCAGAAAAAUAAUUUAAAUAAAAUAUAAUUGUUGAAUAUAUACAUAUUUUUUUCAAUCUUCAUCGUCAUCCGAGGAAUUAUCGUUGUACUGCAAAUAUACUGAUUCAACUGGGUCGUCAAUAUUAACUGCGGUUUCCAUAUUUGUAACAAGAAAUCGUCAUAACACUUAACAAUAUUGUAUUUAUUCCAUGAAAAGCACGUUCUUAAAGUAUUGAAAAGAAAUAUACCUAAAUCAGAAGUAUCUCCUAGAAUAACUGGUGUUAUGAAAACAUCUUCACAGGCUUCUGGUAGGUGAUUACAAACGAAUCAGGUGCGAGAGAGUCUGAGAUAGGGAAAAAGUGAAAGUGAAAAAGGCAUGGAGUGGGGAAUACAAGCUUUACCCUAGCUGCACGGACUAAAUUUUUUAGACAAUUUUUGUUACUUCGGCUUGUGGAAAUCGGCAGAUUAUAUUUUCCCCGUUAUUUUUGCAUUAUUUCCUUGAAAAUAAAAAAAAUCAACCACGCUAGGGAAUGUCAAGACGACUUUUUUUUUUGCAAGUUUGUGACCCUCCCACUUCCUUAUGUUACGCUCAAAUCAUCAGAUUAUUGAGCUGCAUACUUUUCAGCUAGUAAUUAACCCACCUUACCUUAAUUUGGCGCGCUUGAGUAUUUAUGACGAUCAAUUUUUUUUUACCAUUCUGAUGGGUUGCCCUAGACACACGCUCCUAUAUAAGGGGCUUGUGGAGAUACUCAACAAAGUGCAAGGUAUCCUCGCUUAUGUUCAUCUGCUGCACUCGAGGAAAUCCCAAAAUCUAUUGGGCUCCCUUACUAUUAUUAGUGUAAUGAAUGAUAUAUAGUAAUGUAGUAAUGUAUGAAAGUAAAAAAAAAUAAACAAGCACUUAAUAGCAAUAGUGUGAAAUCUGUUCUAGUUAUUCUAUGCUGAAUGAAUUGAAAAAAAAAAAUCAAAACAAUUUUGCCGUAUUGAAUAUAAGAAAAUGCUUAUACAAUAAUUUUGGAAUUGGAGAAUAUGUAGGAAGUGUACAUCAGGUUCUCAAAAUGUUCCAGAAGUUUCUAGAACAUUCCAGGAUAAAUAGAUACCUACUUCAAAAUAGGCACGUGUUCCUGUAGAAUGUGUCUAAUUUGGGCUUGUGUUCAGAAGAUCCAGUAAUUUUAUGGAGUAGGUGCUCUUUCGUAAAAAAAAAUUAUAAUUGUAUUUUUGAGUACUGAACCACACCAUUUAGCAAUUUUAAAUUGCCUAACCUAUCGUAACCAAACACACUAUUUAACUGGGCCUAUAACCCAAAACAUGAUAUAAUAUUCUGGGCAUUUUCAACAACAUAACUCAAAUACAAACACAGAAUUGGUAAUGUCUAUAAAGUGGGCUGAACAUCUUAAACCACUGUCUUUGAGGGGGAGAAGAGUGUGAGUGGUAAGCGCGACAGAAGGGAGAGUCACUUUCGACACAUCGAUAAAAUUAAACAUUAAGGUGGGUUUACAACUGAAAA